CGGCAGGCUGGCUAGCGGGCGGCUGCGGGCGGACGCCGAGCGAGCUGUUGAGCGAGCGGAGCGGGCCGGGCCAUGGGGCGGCGGGCGGCGGGCGCGCUGCUGCUGACGCUGCUGCUGCUGCACGGACUGCUGCUGGCGGUGACCCACGGGCUGAGGGCAUACGAUGGCUUGUCCCUGCCAGAAGAUGCAGAAACAAUCACAGCCGGCCGGGCGGGCUGGAGCUACUCAGACCUUUCUGAUGACGAGGACUUCCUGGCUGAUGAGGCCUCCGGAGACGGUGUGGGCAGCGGUGACCUGGGCAGCGGGGACUUCCAGAUGGUUUAUUUCCGAGCGCUGGUAAAUUUCACUCACUCCAUUGACUAUAGCCCUCAGCUGGAGGACGCAGGCUCCGAGGAGUUCCGAGAGGUGUCGGAGGCUGUGGUAGACACGCUGGAGUCAGAGUACCUGAAGAUCCCUGGAGACCAGGUUGUCAGCGUGGUGUUCAUCAAAGAGCUGGACGGCUGGGUCUUUGUGGAGCUGGAUGUGGGCUCGGAAGGGAAUGCCGAUGGGGCCCAGAUUCAGGAGGUGCUGCACGGCGUUAUCUCCAGCGGCUCCAUCGCCUCCUACAUCACCUCUCCCCAGGGAUUCCAGUUCCGACGCCUGGGCACAGCACAGACACCCCCGCCCCCCCCGGCCGCUGUGGCGGCCGCAGUGACACCAGUGCCCCAGGUCCCCAGAGCCUGCACCGAGGCGGAGUUUGCCUGCCACCGCUAUAAUGAGUGUGUGCCCCUGGAGUACCACUGUGACCGGAGGCCUGACUGCAGGGACAUGUCUGACGAGCUCGAUUGUGAGGAGCCGAUGCCCACACUCAGCUCCCAGCUGCCCCAUCUGGGGGCCACUCCACCGCCGCCAGCCCAACCAGAAGCACUCCCUACCCAGCAGCGCCCAGUCACCCCAGCCCCCCAGGCCGCACUGCCCAGCCCAGGCAGGCCUGUGCCCUGUGGGCCGCAUGAAGCUGCGUGUCACAGCGGACACUGCAUCCCCAAAGACUAUGUGUGCGACGGGCAAGAGGACUGCGCCGAUGGCAGUGAUGAAGUGGACUGCGGUCCCACCCCGCCCUGUGAGCCCAAUGAGUUCCCCUGUGGAAACGGGCACUGUGCCCUCAAACUCUGGCGCUGCGAUGGCGACUUUGACUGUGAGGACCACACCGACGAGGCCGACUGCCCCGUCAAGCGCCCCGAGGACGUCUGUGGGCCCACCAAGUUCCGCUGCGUGUCCACAAACACCUGCAUCCCGGCCAGCUUCCACUGUGACGAGGAGAGCGACUGUCCGGACCGCAGCGACGAGUUUGGCUGCAUGCCUCCCCAGGUGGUGACCCCUCCCCAGGAGCUGAUCCAGGCUUCCCGGGGCCAGACGGUGACCUUCACCUGCGUGGCCAUCGGCGUCCCCACCCCUAUCAUCAACUGGAGACUCAAUUGGGGCCACAUCCCCUCACAUCCCAGGGUGAUGGUGACCAGUGAGGGCGGCCGCAGUACGCUGACCAUCCACGGCGUGAAGGAGGCAGACCAGGGUGCCUACACCUGUGAGGCCAUGAACGCCCGAGGCAUGGUGUUCGGCAUUCCCGACGGCGUCCUGGAGCUCAUCCCACAGCGGGGUCCCUGCCCUGACGGGCACUUCUACCUGGAGCACAGCGCCUCCUGCCUACCCUGCUUCUGCUUCGGCGUCACCAACGUGUGCCAGAGCAGCCGCCGCUUCCGGGACCAGAUCCGGCUGCGCUUUGACCAGCCCAACGACUUCAAGGGCGUGAACGUGACGAUGCCCGCGCAGCCCGGCAUGCCACCCGUCUCCUCCACCCAGCUGCAGAUCGACACCGCUCUGCAGGAGUUCCAGCUGGUCGACCUGUCCCGACGCUUCCUGGUCCACGACUCCUUCUGGGCUCUGCCCGAGCAGUUCCUGGGCAACAAGGUGGACUCCUACGGUGGCUCCCUGCGCUUCCGGGUGCGCUAUGAGCUGGCACGCGGCACGCUGGAGCCAGUGCAGCGGCCGGACGUGGUCCUUGUGGGCGCCGGCCACCGCCUGCUCUCCCGGGGCCACACGCCCUCCCAGCCGGGGGUCCCGAACCAGCGCCAGGUCCAGCUCUCUGAGGAGCACUGGGUGCAUGAGUCUGGCCGGCCGGUGCAGCGGGCAGAGAUGCUGCAGGUGCUGCAGAGCCUGGAGGCGGUGCUCAUCCAGACGGUGUACGACCACAAGAUGGCCAGCGUGGGGCUGAGUGACGUGGCCAUGGAUACCACCGUCACCUACGCCACCAGCCACGGCCGCGCCCACAGCGUUGAGGAGUGCAGAUGCCCCAUCGGCUAUUCCGGCUUGUCCUGUGAGAGCUGUGAUGCCCACUUCACCCGGGUGCCCGGGGGGCCCUACCUGGGCACCUGCUCUGGCUGCAACUGCAAUGGCCACGCCAGCUCUUGUGACCCUGUGUAUGGCCACUGCCUGAACUGCCAGCACAACACGGAGGGACCACAGUGCAACAAAUGCAAGGCGGGCUUCUUCGGGGACGCCACCAAGGCCACAGCCACUGCCUGCCGGCCCUGCCCUUGCCCAUACAUCGACGCCUCCCGCAGGUUCUCGGACACCUGCUUCCUGGACACGGAUGGCCAAGCCACGUGUGAUGCAUGUGCCCCAGGCUACACAGGCCGCCGCUGUGAGAGCUGUGCCGCUGGCUACGAGGGCAACCCCAUCCAGCCCAACGGGAAGUGCAGGCCCACCAACCAGCAGAUUGUGCGCUGUGAUGAGCGAGGCAGCACGGGGUCCUCUGGGGAGGCCUGCCUCUGCAAGAACAACGUGGUGGGGCGCCUUUGCAACGAGUGUGUGGCCGGCUCUUUCCACCUGAGUGCCCGCAACCCCGACGGCUGCCUCAAGUGCUUCUGUAUGGGCGUCAGUCGCCAGUGCACCAGCUCCUCCUGGCGCCGUGCCCAGGUGCUGGGGGCCUCCGAGGAGCCCACUCGGUUCAGCCUGACCAACCCCACGGGCACCCACAAUGCCAGCGAGGGCAUCUCGUCGCCCUCGCCCGGGGAACUGGUCUUCUCCUCCUUCCACAGCCUGCCACCUGGGCCCUACUUCUGGAGCCUCCCUCCGCGCUUCCUGGGGGACAAGGUGACCUCCUAUGGCGGAGAGCUGCGCUUUACGGUGACCCAGCGGCCCCAGCCUGGCUCUGCGCCCCUGCAUAGGCAGCCGCUGGUGGUCCUGCAGGGCAAUAACAUCAUCUUGGAGCACCACACCUCCCAGGAGUCCAGCUCCGGCCAGCCUAGCACCUUCACCGUGCCCUUCUGGGAGCAAGCGUGGCAGCGGCCUGACGGGCAGCCGGCCACGCGGGAGCACCUGCUGAUGGCAUUAGCGGACAUCGACAGCCUCCUGGUUCAGGCAUCCCACACCCAGCGGCCAGCUGAGAGCAGGGUCUCCGGCAUCAGCAUGGACGUGGCCGUGCCUGAGGACACUGGCCAGGACCCUGCGCUGGAGGUGGAGCAGUGUGCCUGCCCGCCUGGGUACCGUGGUCCGUCCUGCCAGGACUGUGACACAGGCUACACACGCAUGCCCAGCGGCCUCUACCUGGGCACCUGUGAACGCUGCAGCUGCCACGGCCACACCGAGGUCUGUGAGCCCGAGACAGGCGCCUGCCAGGAAUGUCAGCACCAUACAGAGGGCCCCCGGUGUGAGCAGUGCCAGCCCGGGUACUACGGGGACACCCAGCGUGGGACACCACACGACUGCCAGCCGUGCCCCUGCCACGGAGCGCCCGCUGCCGGCCAAGCCACCCACACUUGCUUUCUGGACACAGACGGCCACCCCACCUGCGAUGCAUGUUCCCCAGGCCACAGCGGGCGUCACUGUGAGAGGUGUGCACCAGGUUAUUAUGGCAACCCCAGCCAGGGCCAGCACUGUCAAAGAAGCGACGGCCAGUUGCCAGAGCAGAUCGGUUGUGGCUGUGACCCCCAGGGCAGCGUCAGCGACCAGUGUGAUGCUGCUGGGCAGUGCCAGUGCAAGGCCCAGGUGGAAGGCCUCACCUGCAGCCAGUGCCGGCCCCACCACUUCCACCUGAGCGCCAGCAACCCGGACGGCUGCCUGCCCUGCUUCUGCAUGGGUGUCACCCAGCAGUGCGCCAGCUCCUCCUACACUCGCCAGCUGAUCUCUACCCGCUUUGCCCCCGGGGACUUCCAAGGCUUUGCCCUGGUGAACCCGCAGCGGAACAGCCGCUUGACUGGAGGCUUCACCGUGGAACCCGUGCCUGAGGGCACCCAGCUCUCUUUUGGCAACUUCGCCCAGCUUGGCCACGAGUCCUUCUACUGGCAGCUCCCGGAGACGUACCAGGGAGACAAGAGGGAGGCAUAUUUUGCUCGGAUGCGACGGGCUCACCAGAACCGCACGUCCCUCUCAGAGGAGCAGUUGCGGGCAGCCAUGACCACUGGGAGGAUCCUGGGGCCCCCACAGGGCAAGGGCCGGGCACAGCAGCUCUCACAGGUGGAUGAGGCCCAAAGGCGGAUGGAUGCUGAAAUCUGGCAGCUCCUCUCCAGCUUUGCUGCCCACCCCCCGGCCCCUCCCCAGAGACUCUCGCCCCAUCCCCAGCCUGCAGCUGCUCUGCGAGCAGCUCCGCCCUCCUCCCCCUCUGCCUCCCCUUCCUCCUCCUCUGCCUUCUCUGCUUCUCUGUCUUCUGCAGUGGGCGCUCAGUUCUCUCUCUCCUACAAAGGCUUCCCUCUGCUUCCUGAAAGCCUCUAUUAUUGGCAGCUGCCCAGAACCUUCCUGGGGAACAAGGUGGCGGCCUAUGGCGGGAAGCUGCGGUACACCCUGUCCUACACGGCGGGGGCCCAAGGCAGCCCACUCUCUGACCCUGACGUCCAGAUCACGGGCAACAACAUCAUGCUGGUAGCCUCCCAGCCAGCGCUGCAGGGCCCAGAGAGGAAGAGCUACGAGGUCGUUUUCCGAGAGGAAUUCUGGCACCGGCCCGACGGGCAGCCAGCCACCCGUGAGCACCUCCUGAUGGCGCUGGCUGACCUGGAUGAGCUCCUGGUCCGGGCCACGUUCUCCUCCAUGCCGUUGGCAGCCAGCAUCAGCGGGGUCAGCCUUGAGGUCGCCCAGCCAGGCCCCUCCGAGGGACCCCGGGCCCUGGAGGUGGAGGAAUGCCGCUGCCCCCCGGGCUACGUCGGCUUGUCCUGCCAGGACUGCGCCCCCGGCUACACGCGCACCGGGAGUGGGCUCUACCUCGGCCACUGUGAGCUGUGUGAAUGCAACGGCCACUCAGACCUGUGCCACCCGGAGACCGGGGCCUGCUCGCAAUGCCAGCACAACGCGGCUGGGGAGUUCUGUGAGCAGUGUGCCCCUGGCCACUAUGGAGAUGCCACGGCCGGAACACCCGAGGACUGCCAGCCCUGCGCCUGCCCGCUGACCAACCCAGAGAACAUGUUUUCCCGCACCUGUGAAAGCCUGGGAGCUGGAGGGUACCGCUGCACAGCCUGUGAAUCUGGCUACACUGGCCAGUACUGUGAGCAGUGUGCCCCGGGAUAUGUGGGUAAUCCCAAUGUGCCAGGGGGGCGGUGCCUGCCGCAGGCAGACCAAGCCCCGCUGGUGGUGCAGGUCCAUCCAGCUCGGAGCGUAGUACCCCAAGGCGGCCCCCACUCCCUGCGGUGCCAGGUCAGCGGGAGCCCACCCCACUACUUCUACUGGUCUCGUGAAGAUGGGCGGCCCUUGCCCAGCAGCACCCAGCAGCGACAUCAAGGCUCGGAGCUGCACUUCCCCAGCGUCCAGCCCUCGGAUGCUGGAGUCUACAUUUGCACCUGUCGGAAUCUCCAUCAUGCCAACACCAGCCGGGCAGAGCUGCUGGUCACUGAGGCUCCCGGCAAACCCAUCACGGUCACGGUGGAGGAGCAACGCAGCCAGAGCGUGCGCCCUGGAGCCGACGUCACCUUCAUCUGCACAGCCAAGAGCAAGUCUCCGGCUUAUACCCUGGUGUGGACCCGCCUGCAUAAUGGGAAACUGCCAAGCCGCGCCAUGGAUUUCAACGGUAUCCUGACCAUUCGCAACGUACAGCCCAGUGACGCGGGCACAUACGUGUGCACCGGCUCCAAUAUGUUCGCCAUGGACCAGGGCACAGCCACGCUGCACGUGCAAGCCUCGGCCACACCGUCCGCCCCCGUGGUCUCCAUCCACCCGCCGCAGCUCACAGUGCAGCCAGGCCAGAUGGCCGAGUUCCGCUGCAGUGCCACGGGGCACCCCACGCCCAGCCUUGAGUGGACAGGGGGCCCUGGUGGCCAGCUCCCUCAGAAAGCCCAGGUACAUCGUGGCAUCCUGCGCCUGCCAGCCGUUGAGGCCUCGGAUCAAGGCCAGUACCUGUGCCGCGCGCACAGCAGCGCCGGGCAGCACGUGGCCAGGGCCGUGCUCCACGUGCACGGGGGCAGCGGGCCCAGGAUCCAGGUGAGCCCAGAGAGGACCCAGGUACACGAAGGCCGCACCGUCAGGCUGUACUGCAGGGCUGCGGGGGUGCCUAGUGCCACCAUCACCUGGAGGAAGGAAGGGGGCAGCCUCCCCCCACAGGCCCGCGCAGAGCGCACAGACAUUGCCACACUUCUUAUCCCUGCCAUCACGGCCGCCGACGCCGGCUUCUACCUCUGUGUGGCCACCAGCCCCGCGGGCACCGCCCAGGCCCGGAUUCAAGUGGUCGUCCUUCCAGGUGCCACCACCCCACCGGUCAGGAUUGAGUCCUCUUCACCUUCUGUGACCGAAGGACAGACCCUGGACCUCAACUGCGUGGUGGCAGGGCUGGCCCACAGCCAGAUCACAUGGUACAAGCGAGGGGGCAGCCUGCCUCCCCACGCCCAGGUGCACGGCUCCCGGCUGCGUCUGCCCCAGGUUUCACCAGCCGAUUCUGGAGAAUAUGUGUGCCGAGUGGAGAACGGUUCAGGCCCCAAGGAGGCCUCCAUCAUCGUCUCUGUCCUCCACAGCCGCCAUCCGGGCCCCGGCUACACCCCAGCUCCCGGUGGAGCCCCAGCUCCAGGCGGUACCCAGCCCAUCCGCAUCGAGCCCUCCUCCUCUCAUGUGGCUGAAGGGCAGACGCUGGAUCUGAACUGCGUGGUCCCCGGGCAGGCCCACGCCCAGGUCACGUGGUACAAACGUGGUGGCAGCCUCCCCGCCCGGCACCAGACCCACGGCUCGCUGCUGCGACUGCACCAGGUGUCCCCAGCCGACUCGGGAGAGUACGUGUGUCGUGUGGUCCUGGGCUCUGGGCCCCUUGAGACUUCAGUCCUGGUCUCCAUCGAGGCCUCCGAUGCCGGCACCAUCCCCGCCCCGGGACCCGUCCCGCCCGUCAGGAUCGAGUCCUCGUCCCCCACGGUGGCCGAGGGGCAGACUCUGGACCUAAACUGCGUGGUGGCGGGCCAGGCCCACGCCCCGGUCACGUGGUACAAACGUGGGGGCACCCUCCCGGCCCGGCACCAGGUGCGUGGCUCCCGCUUGUACGUCUUCCAGGCCUCCCCGGCAGACGCAGGCGAGUAUGUCUGCAGGGCCAGCAACGGCGUGGAGGCCUCCAUCACAGUCACGGUCACCAAGACCCAGGGCGCCAGCUUCGCCUACCCUCCUGGUGGCACCCAGCCCAUCCGCAUCGAGCCCUCUUCCUCCCGUGUGGCCGAAGGGCAGACCCUGGAUCUAAACUGCGUGGUCCCUGGGCAGGCCCACGCCCAGGUCACGUGGCAUAAGCGUGGGGGCAGCCUGCCUGCCCGGCACCAGACCCACGGCUCCCUCCUGAGACUGUACCAGGUGUCUCCGGCCGACUCAGGCGAGUACGUGUGCCGGGUGGUGGUCGGUUCAGUGCCCCUGGAGUCCUCUGUCCUGGUCAGGAUUGAGCCUGCAGACUCUGUGCCUGUGCUGGGGGUCACCCCCCCGGUCCGGAUCGAGUCAUCCUCCUCACACGUGGCUGAAGGACAGACCCUGGAUCUGAACUGCCUGGUUUCUGGGCAGCCCCACGCCCAGGUCACGUGGCACAAGCGUGGGGGCAGCCUUCCCUCCCAGCACCAGGUGCAUGGCUCCAGGCUGCGGCUGCCCCAGAUGACGCCAGCGGACUCUGGGGAGUACGUGUGCCGCGUGGUCAGCGGCUCAGGCACCCAGGAAGCCUCAGUCCUCGUCACUAUCCAGCAGCGCCGUGGCCCCAUCCGCUACCAGAAUGUGGUGUACCCCGUCCGCAUUGAGUCCUCCUCUGAAUCCCUGGCCAACGGGCGCACCCUGGACCUCAACUGCCUGGUGGCCAGCCAAGCCCCCCAUACCAUCACCUGGUACAAGCGUGGAGGCAGCCUCCCAAGCCGGCACCAGAUCGUGGGCUCCAGGCUUCGGAUCCCCCAGGUGACACCCGCAGACUCGGGUGAGUACGUGUGUCAUGUCAGUAACGGUGCUGGCUCCCAGGAGACCUCGCUCAUCGUCACCAUCCAGGGCGGUGACUCCUCCCACGUGCCCAGUGUCUCCCCGCCAAUCAGGAUCGAGUCCUCGUCCCCCACGGUGGUCGAAGGGCAGACCCUGGAUCUGAACUGCGUGGUCGCUGGGCAGCCCCAGGCCACCAUCACGUGGUACAAGCGUGGGGGCAGCCUUCCCGCUCGACACCAGGCCCACGGCUCCCGCCUAAGGCUGCACCAGAUGUCCGUGGCAGAUUCGGGCGAGUAUGUGUGCCGGGCCAACAACAACAUCGAUGCCCUGGAGGCCUCCAUUGUGGUCUCAGUCUCCCCCGGCACUGGUGGCCCCUCUGGCCCCGGCGGGACCAUGCCCAUCAGGAUCGAGUCGUCGUCUUCCCACGUGGCUGAAGGGCAGACCCUGGAUCUGAACUGCGUGGUCCCUGGCCAGGCCCACGCACAGGUCACGUGGCACAGGCGUGGAGGCAGCCUCCCGGCUCACCACCAGACCCAUGGCUCACGGCUGCGGCUGCACCGGGUGUCCCCGGCCGACUCAGGCGAGUAUGUGUGUCGCGUGGCCCUCGGCUCUGGGCCCCUGGAGGCCUCCGUCCUGGUCACCAUUGAAGCUUCCGGCUCUGGCACCGUUGUCGUCCCUGCCCCGGGCGGAGCCCCACCCAUCCGCAUCGAGACCUCCUCUUCCCACGUGGCCGAAGGGCAGACCCUGGAUCUGAAAUGCGUGGUGCCUGGCCAGGCCCAUGCCCAGGUCACCUGGCACAGGCGUGGAGGCAGCCUCCCUGCUCGGCACCAGGUCCACGGCCCGCUGCUGAGGCUGAACCACGUGUCCCCCGCCGACUCUGGCGAAUACUCCUGCCAAGUGUCCAGCAGCUCAGGCACCCUGGAGGCUUCCGUCCUGGUCAACAUCGAGGCUUCCAGCCCAAGUCCCAUUCCUGCCCCAGGACUCGCCCAGCCCAUCCACAUCGAGGCCUCCUCCUCCCACGUGACUGAGGGGCAGACCCUCGAUCUGAACUGUGUGGUCCCUGGGCAGGCCCACGCCCAGGUCACGUGGCACAAGCGCGGGGGCAGCCUGCCCGCGCGGCACCAGACCCACGGCUCCCGGCUACGGCUCCACCACGUCUCCCAGACUGACUCUGGAGAAUAUGUGUGCCGCGUGGUUGGCGGCUCAGGGUCUGAGCAGGAAGCCUCCUUCACCAUCACUGUUCCACCCAGUGCAGGGUCCUCCUACCGUCUUAGGAGCCCUGUGAUCUCCAUCGACCCGCCCAGCAGCAUCGUGCAGCAGGGCCAAGAUGCCAGCUUCAAGUGCCUCAUCCAUGACGGGGCAGCCCCCAUCAGCCUUGAGUGGAAGACUCGGAACCAGGAGCUGGAAGACAACGUCCGCAUCAGCCCCAAUGGCUCCAUCAUCACCAUCGUGGGCGCCCGGCCCAGCAACCACGGGGCCUACCGCUGCGUGGCCUCCAAUGCCUACGGCGUGGCCCAGAGUGUCGUGAACCUCAGUGUGCACGGGCCCCCUACGGUGUCUGUGCUCCCCGAGGGCCCUGUGCGGGUGAAGCUGGGAAAGGACGUCACCCUGGAGUGUGUCAGUGCCGGCGAGCCCCGCUCUUCUGCUCGCUGGACCCGGAUCGGUGCCCCCACCCACUUGGAGCAGCGGGCGCAUGGGCUUCUGGACAGCCACACGGUGCUGCAGAUUUCAUCAGCUAAACCGUCAGAUGCGGGCACCUAUGUCUGCCUAGCUCAGAAUGCACUGGGCACGGCGCAGAAGCGAGUGGAAGUGAUUGUAGACACUGGUGCCGUGGCCCCAGGGGCCCCCCAGGUCCAGGUGGAAGAAGUCGAGCUGACUGUGGAAGCCGGACACACAGCCACCCUGCGCUGCUCAGCCACAGGCAGCCCCAAGCCCACAAUCCACUGGUCCAAGCUGCGCUCCCCGCUGCCCUGGCAGCACCGGCUGGAAGGCGACACACUCAUCAUCCCGCGGGUGGCCCAGCAGGACUCAGGCCAGUACAUCUGCAAUGCCUCCAGCCCGGCCGGGCACGCAGAAGCCACCGUCGUCCUGCACGUAGAGAGCCCGCCCUAUGCCACCACCGUCCCGGAGCACGCCUCGGUGCGAGCCGGGGAGGCCGUGCAGCUGCAGUGCCUGGCUCACGGGACGCCCCCGCUGACCUUCCAGUGGAGCCGCGUGGGUGGCCGCCUCCCAGCGGGGGCCACCACCAGGGGCGAGCUGCUGCUGUUCGAGGCCGCAGCCCCCGAGGACUCGGGCCGCUACCGCUGCCAGGUCACCAACAGGGUGGGCUUGGCCGAGGCCUUCGCCCAGGUGCUCGUCCAAGGCCCCUCUGGCUCUCUCCCCGCCACACCUGCACCAGCAGGAUCCGCACCCACAGUCCAGGUCACGCCUCAGCUGGAGACCAAGAGCAUAGGGGCCAGCGUGGAGUUCCACUGUGUCGUGCCCAGCGACCCAGGCACCCAGCUGCGCUGGUUCAAGGAAGGGGGUCCGCUGCCUCCCGGCCACAGUGUGCAUGAUGGGGUGCUCCGAAUCCAGAACUUGGACCAGAAUUGCCAAGGAACCUAUGUGUGCCAGGCCCAGGGACCAUGGGGACAGGCCCAGGCCAGUGCCCAGCUGGUUGUCCAAGCUCUGCCAUCUGUACUCAUCAACAUCCGGACCUCUGUGCAGUCCGUGGUGGUCGGCCACGCCGUGGAGUUCGAGUGCCUGGCCCUCGGGGACCCCAAGCCCCAGGUGACAUGGAGCAAAGUGGGCGGGCGCCUGCGGCCGGGCAUUGUGCAGAGCGGAGGCGUCGUCAGAAUCGCCCACGUGGAGUUGGCCGACGCGGGGCAAUACCGCUGCACCGCCAGCAACGCCGCGGGCACCACUCAGUCCCACGUGCUGCUGCUCGUGCAAGCCUUGCCCCAGAUCUCCACGCCCCCUGAGGUCCGCGUGCCCGCGGGUUCUACAGCUGUCUUCCCUUGCAUGGUCUCUGGCUACCCCGCUCCUGAAAUCACCUGGAGCAAGCUGGACGGGAACCUGCCGCCAGACAGCCGCCUAGAGAACCACAUGCUGCUGCUGCCCUCAGUCCAGCCCCAGGAUGCGGGCACGUACGUCUGCACCGCCACCAACCGCCAGGGCAAGGUCAAGGCCUUCGCCCAGUUGCAGGUGCCAGAGCGCGUAGUGCCCUACUUCACGCAGACCCCCUACUCCUUCCUGCCACUGCCCACCAUCAAGGACGCCUACAGGAAGUUUGAGAUCAAGAUCACCUUCCGGCCGGACUCCGCGGAUGGAAUGCUGCUGUACAACGGGCAGAAGCAGAUCCCAGGGAGCCCCGCCAACCUGGCCAACAGGCAGCCCGACUUCAUCUCCUUCGGCCUCGUGGGCGGGAGGCCCGAGUUCCGGUUUGACGCAGGGUCGGGCAUGGCUACCAUCCGCCACCCCACGCCGCUGGCCCUGGGCCAGUUCCACACUGUGACCCUGCUGCGGAGCCUCACCCAGGGCUCCCUGAUCGUGGGCAGCCUGGCACCAGUCAACGGCAGCUCGCAGGGCAAGUUCCAGGGCUUGGACCUGAAUGAGGAGCUCUACCUGGGCGGCUACCCUGACUACGGCGCCAUCCCCAAGGCAGGGCUGAGCAGCGGCUUUAUAGGCUGUGUCCGAGAGCUGCGCAUCCAAGGCGAGGAGAUCGUCUUCCACGACCUCAACCUCACGGCGCAUGGCAUCUCCCACUGCCCCACCUGUCGGGACCGGCCCUGCCAGAACGGGGGCCAGUGCCAGGACUCGGAGAGCAGCAGCUACGUGUGUGUGUGCCCAGCUGGCUUCACCGGGAGCCGCUGUGAGCACUCACAGGCUCUGCACUGCCACCCAGAGGCCUGUGGGCCCGACGCCACGUGUGUGAACCGGCCCGACGGCCGCGGCUACAACUGCCGCUGCCACCUGGGCCGCUCGGGGAUGAGGUGUGAGGAAGGUGUGACCGUGACCACUCCCUCCCUGUCGGGCACGGACUCCUACCUGGCACUGCCCGCUCUCACCAACACACACCACGAGCUGCGCCUGGACGUGGAGUUCAAGCCGCUGGCGCCCGAUGGGGUGCUGCUGUUCAGUGGAGGGAAGAGCGGGCCGGUGGAGGACUUCGUGUCCCUGGCGAUGGUCGGCGGCCACCUGGAGUUCCGCUACGAGCUGGGCUCAGGCCUGGCUGUCCUGCGGAGCGCCGAGCCGCUGGCCCUGGGCCGCUGGCACCACGCGUCUGCGGAGCGUCUCAACAAGGACGGCAGCCUGAGGGUGAACGGCGGGCGGCCCGUGUUGCGCUCCUCACCUGGCAAGAGCCAGGGCCUCAACCUGCACACCCUGCUCUACCUGGGCGGCGUGGAGCCAGCCGUGCAGCUGCCCCCGGCCACCAACGUGAGCGCUCACUUCCACGGCUGUGUGGGUGAGGUGUCAGUCAACGGAAAGCGGCUGGACCUCACCUACAGCUUCCUGGGCAGCCGGGGCGUCGGGCAGUGCUACGACAGCUCGCCGUGUGAGCGCCAGCCCUGUCGCCACGGCGCCACGUGCAUGCCCGCGGGCGAGUACGAGUUCCAGUGUCUGUGUCGAGAUGGCUUCAAAGGAGACCUCUGUGAGCACGAGGAGAACCCUUGCCAGCUCCACGAGCCCUGUCUACACGGGGGCACCUGCCAGGGCACUCGCUGCCUCUGUCCCCCCGGCUUUUCAGGCCCACGCUGCCAACACAGCUCUGGACACAGCCUGGUGGAGUCCGACUGGCAUCUUGAAGGCAGCGGGGGAAACGAUGCCCCUGGGCAGUACGGAGCCUUCUUCUACGACAACGGCUUCCUCGCUCUCCCAGGCCGCAUCUUCUCCAGGAGCCUCCCCGAGGUGCCUGAGACCAUCGAGCUGGAGGUUCGGACCAGCACGGCCAGCGGCCUCCUGGUCUGGCAGGGCGAGGAGACAGGACAGUCCACGCGAGGCAAGGACUUCAUCAGUCUUGGGCUUCAGGAUGGGCACCUCGUCUUCAGCUACCAGCUGGGCAGCGGGGAGGCCCGCCUGGUCUCCGAAGACCCCAUUAACGACGGCGAGUGGCAUCGUGUGACGGCACUGCGAGAGGGCCAGAGAGGCUCCAUCCAGGUGGACGGAGAGGAGCUGGUGAGCGGCCAGUCCCCAGGCCCGAACGUGGCGGUCAACACCAAGGGCAGCGUCUACAUCGGCGGAGCCCCCGACGUGGCCGUGCUGACCGGGGGCAGGUUCUCCUCGGGCAUCACGGGCUGCAUCAAGAACCUGGUGCUGCACUCUGCCCGGCCCGGCGGCGCCCCCCCGCAGCCAGUGGACAUGCAGCACCGUGCCCAGGCGGGGGCCAACACACGCCCCUGCCCCUCAUAGGCACUGCCCACCCCGCAUGGACUCCCGGGCCAUGCCCCAGCCCCGCGACGGCGACUAUAUUAUUAUUAAUAUUAUUAUUAUGAUGAUGAGGAAUAUUUUGUAUGAAACCGAGGCGAUGCCACGCUUUGCUGCUACUGCCCUGGGCUGGACUGGAGGGUGGGCACGUCACCUCCGCCCCCACCCACAAACACACCUGGGCAGAGCCACAGGCUGCGGGCACAGCAGGUUGCACCAGAGCCGGUGCCUCGGGGGCCACCAGAACUUGGGGUUAGGCACGGUGGCUCAGUGGGGUCAGACCCGCCUCCACCAACGGAGCCCCUCACAAGGCAGUGCUGGGCCGCCCAUUUGUUCAGCCCCGGGGUGGCGGCCCUCAUUUCUGCAGAGCCGACAUCGGCUUCCAGCCAGGCACCUUGCCAGCCACCUUGGAGCCUCACCAGCUACCCAGAGUGGAGGGCAUCAAUUGGCCUUGGCCACCCUCCUCUGGGUUGGGAAGGCUCUUUAGUGCCAACUGUGGAGCAAAAGGCAGCUCACCCCCGGGCAAGCAGCCCGCCCCCACCCCCCGCCACCAGCCCACGUCCCAGCCCCAUUCCACCCCCACCAGACCAGCCGGGCCCCCAGCCCCUGGCAGCCUCCCCUUCCCACCAAGCCCUCCUGGCCUGCAUUGCCCCCUCCCCACCAACCCCACACCUAGCCCAGGGCCCCCUUGCCCUCAAGGGGCUGCAAAGGAAACUCCACCCCACUCAUACCAGGAGCUGCUACAGGCAGAGCCCCGCACUGAGAGGGGCUCCCUGCCCGCGCCAGGCCACUUCCCGCCCCCCACGGAUCUGGAAGUGAAGGACCAGGGGACGUGGGGGGAGGAGACCUUAGUGGUCAGAAAGAGUAAGUGCCUUGGGUGCGGGGAGCUGGGACACAGGACUGGGAGGGGCAGGGAGGGGACGUGCCCGUCCUGCCCCACCUGCGGGCGCCCGAGGGCCCGCCUGCCAGCAGCCCCCAGACGUGGGGCCGGGACGCCUGGCCUCUGUGUCCUAGGAAGGGCCCUCCUGUGGUCUUUGUCUUGAUCUUUCUUAAUAAACGGUGCUAUCCCCGC
This is a messenger RNA of Budorcas taxicolor (takin), 14848 nucleotides long. RefSeq names its product heparan sulfate proteoglycan 2 (gene HSPG2). Gene Ontology annotation, cellular component: cell-cell junction. The record is from RefSeq and is a predicted model, not a curated record. Bases 73 to 13761 code for a protein of 4562 amino acids. The transcript has 102 exons. Gene Ontology annotation, biological process: cell-cell adhesion. Gene Ontology annotation, molecular function: calcium ion binding; cell adhesion molecule binding. NCBI's taxonomy places the organism in Eukaryota, Metazoa, Chordata, Mammalia, Artiodactyla, Bovidae.